CCGGCGCGGGGAGGCGGGCGCCGGGCGGGGGUUUGCCGGGCCGCCGCCGCGCGCGUGACGUAGCGCCGGGCAGGGCGUUAUCAGCUGCGGGCCCACAGCGAGCGACGCGCGGCGCAGCGGACGGCGCCGCUCGGCCCGGACGGCUGCAGCCCGCGGGGACCGCGCGCUCCUGGCCGACGACGCCGCCGCUGCUGCUGCUGCCGCCGCGUUCCUCGCCGGGCGGCAUGAGCUCGCGGCCGCAGCUCUAAGCUCCCCGCUCCUCCGCCCGGACGGCCCGGCUGAGGUGACGGGUGCUCGCUGCAGGGCCGGGGGCCAUGAAGCCGAGUUCGGCCGGGACGGCGAAGGACCUGGAGCCGCAGGCGCCGGCCCGGGGCGAGCAGCGCGCGGUGGAACCCGAGGGGCGCUGGCGGGAGAAGGGCGAGGCGGACACGGAGCGACAGCGCACCCGAGAGCGGCAGGAGGCCACGCUGGCCGGGCUGGCGGAGCUGGAGUACCUGCGCCAGCGCCAGGAGCUACUGGUCCGGGGCGCCCUGCGCGCCGCUGGGGGCGCGGGUGCCGCCGCGCCCCGCGCCGGGGAGCUGCCGGGAGAGGCGGCGCAGCGCAGCCGCCUGGAGGAGAAGUUCUUGGAGGAGAACAUUUUGCUGCUGCGGAAGCAAUUGAAUUGUUUGAGGAGAAGAGAUGCUGGUUUGUUGAAUCAGUUACAAGAACUUGACAAGCAGAUAAGUGACCUGAGACUAGAUGUAGAAAAGACAUCCGAAGAGCAGCACCUGGAGACAGACAGCCGGCCCAGCUCAGGAUUUUAUGAACUCAGUGACGGGGCUUCAGGAUCCCUUUCCAAUUCUUCUAACUCGGUCUUCAGUGAGUGUCUAUCCAGUUGUCAUUCCAGCACCUGCUUUUGUAGCCCCUUGGAGGCAACCUUGACUAUCUCGGAUAGUUGCCCCAAAUCUGCAGAUCUCAUAGGAUGGUUGGAUUAUACAGAAGGCCACUGUGAAGACCAGGCCUCAGGGGCAAUGUGCUGUUUCCCCUCCACACCACAAUUUAAUCCCCUUGGUGUCAUUGCAGAUGUGAAUCCCAAGUACCAGUGUGAUCUGGUGUCUAAAAACGGAAAUGAUGUCUACCGCUAUCCCAGUCCACUUCAUGCGGUGGCCGUGCAGAGCCCCAUGUUUCUCCUUUGCUUGACGGGCAACCCCCUGAGGGAAGAGGAGAGGCUGGGGAACCAUGCCAAUGACAUUUGUGUCGGAUCUGAGCUGGAUGCUGUCAAGACAGACACUUCUUUACCAUCGCCAAGCAGUUUGUGGUCUGCUCCCCAUCCUUUGUCCAGUAAGAAAAUGGAUGGCUACAUUCUGAGCUUGGUCCAGAAAAAAACACACCCUGUAAGGACCAACAAACCCAGAACCAGUGUGAACGCUGACCCCACGAAGGGGCUUCUGAGGAAUGGGAGUGUUUGUGUCAGAGUGACCGGGGGCAUCUCACAGGGCAAUAGCGGGAACCUUAAGAAUUCUAAACAGGUGCCUUUGCCCUCUGGCGGAAUCCCCUCUUUGGACAAUGGGACAUUCUCCCCACUGAAGCAGUGGUCCAAAGAAUCAAAGGCAGAACAACUGGAAAGCAAGAGGUUGCCCCUGCUAGAGGGCUGCUCCCUGGGUGCUGUUCCGGAACUUCAAAGUAAGCAUCUACCCAAAAAUGCCAAGCCAGCUGCCCAAGAACAGGCUCGGUGUCCCAAUGCUGUGACAGGGGAGGCCUCUAAAGAAAGCAGUCAGAUUCCAGCUGCCUCUCCAAAAGAGAGCCCUGGGAGAGUCCUCGCCCUGCUGCAAGAGAACAAAGUUGUCCAGCCACUGAAAAAGAUGUCACAGAAAAACUGCCUGCAGGCAGUCCCUCCCGCUGGGCCCCCUCCUGCCCCUCUUGCACCUCCUGCACCGCUGUCCUCAGCUUUCCCAGCAGAAGAGCGGCCUGCCCUGGAUUUCAAAAGCGAGGGCUCUUCUUCUCAAAGCCUGGAGGAAGGGCCUCUGGUGAAGGCGCACUUCGUCCCUGGGCAGCAGCCAGGCGUCCGCCCAAACAGGGGCACUCGGACUUCUGCAGGCCCGCGGGGCUCUGCCCUGAAGCACAGGGCCCAGCCUCUCCACGGCCCAGAUGGUGCCUUGCCCACUGUGAGGGAGAAAACCCGGGUGGCCAGCAAAAAGUGUCGGUUCCCUGAUGACUUGGAUACAAAUAAGAAACUGAGGAAGGUCUCGGCCAAGGGGAGGAGGAGUGGAGGCGGCCAGGCUGAGGCAGGUCUCCCCAGCCGGCCGCUGGGAGCUGCGCACCGGGCCGGGAGCAGGGCCCAUGGCCACGGCCGGGAGGCAGUGGUGGCUAAGCCCAAGCACAAGCGAACAGACUCGCGGCGGUGGAGGUCGGCUGCGGAGAUGUCCUACGAAGAAGCCCUACGGCGCGCACGACGCGCCCGGCGAGAGAAUGCAGGCCUGUACUCGCCUGCAGUGGCUCUUCCCUACACCAGCCCCUACGCUUACGUGGCCAGCGACUCCGAGUACUCAGCGGAGUGCGAGUCCCUCUUCCACUCCACGGUGGUGGACACUAGUGAGGACGAGCAGAGCAACUACACCACCAACUGCUUCGGAGACAGCGAGUCCAGUGUGAGCGAGGGCGAGUUUGCCGGGGAGAGCACCAGCACCAGUGACUCAGAGGAAAGCGGGGGUCUAAUCUGGUCCCAGUUCGUCCAGACGCUCCCGAUUCAGACGGUCACAGCCCCAGACCUUCACAACAACCCUACCAAAACCUUUGUCAAAAUUAAGGCUUCGCAUAACCUCAAAAAGAAAAUCCUUCGUUUUCGGUCUGGCUCUUUGAAGCUGAUGACGACUGUUUGAGUCAUACCAUGGGUGUAGAAAGUGUUUUUUUUUUUUUUCUAGUGACUGAAGGAAAGGUGGUAUCUUAGUUUUUUUGUGUAAUAAUUUCAUGGGAUGCUUUCCUUUUGUUAAGAUAAAACCGAAGUAAAUUAUGUCUCUUCAUUAUAUAUGGACACUAGUGCCUUUAAUAGAAGGUAAAGAAUGUUUUGCUGGUUAGAAGUAAAUAUUGAGGUAUUAAUAGUGGUGAUAGUGACUGAAUUUUUGUGGUAUCAGCUGAUUUGUAUUUUAAAUUCCCUUAGCAUCUGUGAAGGCACAGGUUUUGACGUUCAAGUCUUACUGGGAUGGGACCUGUUGAUUGAAGGUCAAGUAGAUGGAAUUAUAGGACAUACAUUUGCUUCUUGGUUCUUUCCAGCAGUGUCUCCAUGAGGGCUUUUCUGUAGGGCAUCGCAUAAUUGUGUGAAGUAGGUAUGAAGGACAGUGUGUGUUUUUGUAAUUUUUUAGUAAAGUCUUCAAGUCUCAGAUAUACCCCUAUCUUCUCUUCUCGGAAGUGGUUUACUGGACUCAGAACUUGAAAAUGGCUCCCUAAAUCCACAGGUCUGGUGAUCUGGAUGGGGAGGCCGAUAAUACCUUAAGGGAUUCACUAAACUUUUGCCACACUUGGUGCCUAGGCCCUGGUUACAUGAACCAUUUCUAGGGCCAUUUACCCAACAUUUUGAUGCCUUUUUUCUUCCUAAUUUGCAGCAGAUCCAGCCAUUCCUCCCUUGGAGGACUUGCCCUUGGGAUAGAAUUUUGCUCCUUGGGUACAGAGAAAUUUACUCCUCAUGAAAUAACCUUGGGCAUGACUCCAACCCCACAACUGCUCACUGAGCACUGUGCCACCUAAGCAUUGGCCUAAACAUGGUAGUGCAAUCCAGUCUAGAUCGGACCACCGACCCUCUCUGAAAGGGCUUAAGAAAAGUUUUUGGUAAACAGUAUUGUGUAAAAUUGCUUUUUUAAAUACCAACAUAUGCAUGUUUUGUGCAUGAGUAGUAUUUGUUUUGAUAUUCCUGUUGAUGUUAAAUUUACUGUAUGAUAUAAACGGUAUGUGUUUUAUAUAUCAUUGUGUAAAUUUAAUAUAACAUUAUAUGCUGUAAUAAACGAUUUGUUUUACUGCUGUUAAGUUUGUUAUUUGGGUAUAAAAACAGAUGUUUACGCCUAUAAAUCUUGUACUAAUUUUGUGGGGUUUAUAUUAGGCCUAUUCUCGCAUUAGAAUAUCAUUUACAGUAAUUAAGGUAGGUUUUAAGACCUUCCUUCAAAUCGAUGGUAAGCAGGAGGAAAAGCAAACUACUUCUUUAGAAUAGUAAGGUACUUCUUUAAAAUUUAAGGUAAAUGUGGUAGAUGCUUAAGGAAAAUAUUUCUGAGAAUUUCCUCACCCUCCAAAUUUUUAGUAGAAAAUAUUUAUGACAUGGAAAAGUUGAAAGAAUAGUACAAUAAACACCUGUAUAGAUGCUGCCUAGAUUCAGCAAUUGCUAACAUUCUGCCAUUCUUGCUUUAACUCUACAUUUAUGAGCUUAAGCCAUAUUGCUGGUUUUGUAGGUCAAAGAGAUUUUGGCAAUCCUCCCUCUUCCGGCCAGACAGCUCUAUGAUUUUAAAGUAAAUUUCAGGCACCAUGAUAUUUUAUCUCUAAAAACUUGUGUAUUUCCUAAGGACAAGAAGAUUCUCUUGUAUAACCUCAAUAUCAUGACAUACACCCAAGGAAAAUGGACAAUUCUUAAUAUCAAAAUUUUAAUCUCUUCAAAAUUUCCAAUUUGUUUCAAGAGUUUUUAAUAGUUCUUUCCCCCUUUCCCUCAAUCAGGAUUCAAUCAAUGUAUGCAUUGUGUUUGGUUGUAGAUCUCUAGUCUGUGGUCUUGUAUUUUUUUUAGAUAACAUUGGUUUUAAAGUCAGGACAGUUGUCUUAUAAAGGGCCCAUAUUUUGGAUUUGGGUGUUUCCUUAUGUGGCCUUAACAUCUAGUCUAUUUCCCAUAAACUGUAAGGCUGGAAUGGAUUCAGUUUAAUCAUUCUUGGCAAGAAGAUUUUAUUAGUGACCUUGUGUACUUAUAUUGUUCCCCAUCAGAGAAAAUAAUAGGUUGCUCUGCUAUUACUGAAUUUAAGAGUGAUCCUUUCACUAAGUUGGUAAACAGGUUUUUUUUCAUUAUAAAGUUUUUUUUUCCUCUCUGCAAGUGUUUGGUAUUUGUGGGUGAUUAUUUGGUGCUGUGUGGAUGUCCUGUUCUUCACAAGUGCUUACACUGCUGAUCUUUGACUGAAUCAGUUACUGCCUUGGGAAUGUAAAAUGGUAGUUUUCUAAGUAUCUUUUUAUACUUUUACUAGUUGACAUUCUACAACAAAGCUUUUUUUGAAUAUCACUAUGAACUCAUGGAUUUUUGUUCAUUUGAUAUCUUACAAUCACCUACAGUUAUUCUUUUUUAAUGCUCAACAUGUCUGAAAUUUGGCCAGGACAAGGCUAAAUUUUGUUAGAAAGAAACUAUAGCAUCAAGAAAACUACUUGAACAACAAU
Molecule: messenger RNA, 5370 nt
Organism: Phyllostomus discolor (pale spear-nosed bat)
Lineage: Eukaryota; Metazoa; Chordata; Mammalia; Chiroptera; Phyllostomidae
Gene: DACT1
Product: dishevelled binding antagonist of beta catenin 1
Exons: 4
Coding region: 315-2858 (847 amino acids)
Biological process (GO): negative regulation of JNK cascade; regulation of Wnt signaling pathway, planar cell polarity pathway; negative regulation of canonical Wnt signaling pathway
Cellular component (GO): cytoplasm
Source: RefSeq, a predicted model, not a curated record